Molecule: messenger RNA, 3030 nt
Organism: Columba livia (rock pigeon)
Lineage: Eukaryota; Metazoa; Chordata; Aves; Columbiformes; Columbidae
Product: protein NDRG2-like
Exons: 6
Coding region: 132-1049 (305 amino acids)
Biological process (GO): nucleoside metabolic process; signal transduction
Cellular component (GO): cytoplasm
Molecular function (GO): purine-nucleoside phosphorylase activity
Source: RefSeq, a predicted model, not a curated record
AUGCGAGGGGGGCGGGGGAGCGAAGCGCGGCCGCGGAUUGGUCGAGCCGCGGGGCCGUGACCGGCACGGUGACGUCACGGCCGAGCGGCCUAUGUAAGGGGCGGGCGCGGAGCCGGCGCAGCCGGAGAGAAAUGGAGGGGAGCUACGAGGCGGCCGCGGAAGCAGCCGAUUGGCUGCGGGGGCGCCUGGGGGGCGUGGCCCCCCGCGUGGGGCUGAUCUGUGGGUCCGGCCUGGGGGGGCUGGUGGGGGCGCUGGAGGGGGCCCAGAGCGCCCCCUACGGGGACGUCCCGCACUUCAAACCCGCCUCCGUGCCCGGCCACGCGGGACGGGUGGUCUGGGGGCUCCUGGGCGGGGUUCCCGUUAUCGUCCUGCAGGGGCGGAGUCACCUCUACGAGGGACACGGCCCCGCCCAGGUGGCGCUGCCGGUGCGGGCGCUGGCGCUGCUGGGCGUGCACACGCUGGUGCUGACCAACGCGGCCGGCAGCCUCCGGCGCCCCCUGCGGCCGGGGCAGCUGCUGCUGCUCCGCGACCACAUCGACCUGCCCGGCCUGGCGGGAAACGGGGUGCUGCUGGGGCCCAACGACGACAGGUUCGGGCCUCGUUUCCCCGUCAUGGCCGCCGCCUACGACCCCGCCCUGCGGCGUGCGGCCUUGGCCUUGGCCCCGCCCGCCCUGCGGCCCCGCCCGGGCGUGUACGUGGGCGUGUCCGGCCCCGCCUACGAGACGCCGGCUGAGUGCCGCCUGCUGCGCCGCUUGGGCGCCGACGCCGUGGGGAUGUCGACGGUGGGGGAGGCGACAGCCGCGCGGCACCUGGGGCUGCGGGUGCUGGGCCUGUCGCUCAUAACCAACAUGGCCGCCGGGGGCGGGGCCAGCGACGAUGAGGAGGAGGAGGAAGCGGAUAGGGCGGGGCCAGAAGUGGCCACGCCCAGCGAGCACGCGGCCGUGCUGGAGGCGGCCGAGGGCGCUGCCGUCCUGAUCCGCGACCUGCUGGUGGCGCUGGCGCCGCUGCUGGCCAAUCGUGACGCGCCGCCCAAGGGGGCGGGGCCGUGACCCCGCCUUAAGCUCGGUUUAGCAGUGGGGAGGGCUCGGGUUGAUCUGGGAUUGGUUGGGGGUUUGUUGGGGCUCCGGGGGAGUCUUGUCUUAAUCUGGGUUGAUCUUGGCGUCGUUUGAGCUUAAUCCUGGCUUAAUUGGGGUUUAAUCCCAGGUUCAUCUUGGUUUAGUUUAAUCUGGAUUAACUUUGGGUUUGACUGUGAUGCUGGGUUGAUACUCAAUUAGUCCUGGUUUAAUUGAGGUUUAAUCCCAGGUUAAUCUUGGCUUAGUUUAAUGUGGAUUAACCCUGGGUUAGUUUGGCUGUAGUCCUGGGUUAAUACUCAAUUAGUCCUAGUUUAACCCCAGGUUAAUCUUGGUUGAGUCCCGCCUUAAACUCACGUUAAAACCAGUUUAGGCCUGGGUUAAUCCACAACAAAUUAAUCGUUGUUUAGUUUAACGUGGGUUAAUCUUGGGUUAGUCUGAGCUUAAUCCUGGGUUAAUACUCAGUUGGUCCUGGUUUAAUCCCAGGUCAAUCCUGGUUUAGUCCCACCUUGAAGUCAGGUUAAAACUGAUUUAUUCCUGGGUUAAUCCGGAGUGAAUCCUGAGUUAAUCUUGGCUUAGUUUAAUGUGGCUUAAUCUUGGGUUAGUUUGACAUUAAUCCUGGGUUAAUAUUCAGUUAGUCCUGGUUUAAGAUGGGGUAGUUCCACAUUAAUCCUCAAUUAAUCCCAGGUUAAUCUUGGGUUACUUCUCCUCCUAAUCUUGGGUUAAUCCUGAAUUAGAUCCUGAGUUAAUCUUGUCUUAGUCCCAGGUUGAUCUUGGGUUCAUUUAACCUUAAUUAGUCUUCAUUUAAUGGUGGUUCUUCCCGCUUUAAUCCCAGGUUAAUCUUGCUUUAGUCCUGGGCUAAUCUGGGGUUGGUUCUGCCUUAAUUUGGGACUAAUAGUGAGUUAUUCUGGCCUUAAUCCUGAGUUAAUCUUGUCUUAGUUCCAGGUUAAUCUUGGGUUAGUUCCACAUUAAUUCUGAAUUAGCCCUGUUUUAAUCUUGAUUUAAUUUGGGGUUAAUCCUGAAUUAGACCCUGACUUAAUCUCGGGUUAAUUUUGGUUUAGUCCCAGGUUAAUUGUGGGUUAAUUAAUCCCGAUUUGAUCUCGAGUUCAUCUUGGGUUAGUUCUACCUUAAUCAUGUCUUAACACUGAAUUAAUCCUGGGUUAAUCUCGGGUUCGGCCAGUUGUUUAAUCCCGGUUUAAACCCAGUUUACCUGCUUGUCCCCCUUUGUCCCUUUGAUGUUAAUCCCGGUUCAUCCCGCAUUUAAUCCAGGGGUUAAUCCUUACCUAAUCCUGAUUUAGUCGCUUCAUCAUCUCAAUCAAGAGACCUUUUAAACCCGGUUUAAACCCGUGUUACUCGCAUGUUAAACCUGGUUCAAACACGCGUUAAACCCGGUUUAAUCCUGAGUUAUUCCCGGUUUAAAACCUGAGUUUCUCCCUUAUUAAACCCAGUUUAAUUUGCCCUUAAUCUGCCUUCAAUCCCAGUUUAAUUCCGGUUUAACCCCCGUGUCAAUCCCGGUUUAAACCCCCACUUCCUCUCCUAUUAAACCCAGUUUAAUUCUCCCUUAAUCCCAGUUUAAUCCCGGUUUAAACCCCCACUUCCUCCCCUAUUAAACCCAGUUUAAUUCUCCCUUAAUCCCAGUUUAAUCCCGGUUUAAACCCCCAGUUCCUCCCAUAUUCAAUUUAGGCUUAAUUCAUGUUUAAUCCCAGCUUAAUCCCGGCUUUUCCCACCUGUCAAUCACCCCAUUGGCCCCACCCCCUCCUUUCAAUCCCCUCCCCCCCCCUUAACUAAUUUCCCCUCUGGGACCAAUUAAUUAAUUCACCCCCCCCCGCUAAUUAAUUAAUCAAUCAAUUCAGGGACCAAAUGGGUUAAUUAAGCACUGCUUAGUGAUGAUUGUUAAUGAGGGGGAGUGGCCCCUCCCCCCCAGCUGUGAUGAGGCAAUUAAAGCGUUAAUUACUCUUAA